Molecule: messenger RNA, 912 nt
Organism: Dicrocoelium dendriticum
Lineage: Eukaryota; Metazoa; Platyhelminthes; Trematoda; Plagiorchiida; Dicrocoeliidae
Source: the annotation of a GenBank genome assembly
AUGGAGCACUGCCCAGCUACUUCUCGCUGCUUGCGUACCAUUAAUCGUUAUAAAACUGCGCUUGUACUUGAGUUCUUGUCGAACGAAAUCGGCGAUGCUUCCAACGAUGACGAAGGCAAAAUCGACCUGUAUCGCCUGCAGUUUUUCACUCCGGCGGAGCAUGUACCAUCUGAAAUCACGAUGAAAAGUUUGCUCAACCCGGUUCAUCGUUUGGACACAACACUAAUGAACAAGGCACGCCGCGUCGAACUGCCCAUGAUCUGUUCGCAGAAACAAAGUGAGUUAAGGUCCAGAAGACUGCGCAAUCGGUCGGAAAAUGCAAAGAAUUCCCUUCCCGACAAGAUAAACGAGACCAUACUCAAGUAUUCUGUAGUAACUACAGGAGGAUUAGAAAGACCGAUGUGUGCGUUGGACCUAUUUGAUCGUGGUUUGAUACCACCGAAUGUCCAAGUUCAGUUCCAUCCUCCGGUCAUGCGAACCAGUACGGCACCUAUCCACGAUUCUAAGGAAUGCGAAGAUAAAAUCAAGAUUUCUGUCAGUGAUUUCCGCGUCUACGAACACACUUUUAACACGGAUGGAUAUAGAAGAAUCUAUGGGAAAGGUGCAAUGCGAACACAGCCCGGACCGGUGUCACUGAGAUCUGUUCAUUCUGGAGAUGAUCAUUCAACACCUGUGACUGAAAUCCAAUUACCAAAGCAACCACCAUCGACCCCUGCACCUAACAUGGAAGAUGACACAUUACACUGGUUACGCGUCGAAUGCGGAGUGUUUGAUCGACGAUGUGCUGCGUUUCAGGACUUUGAAGAACACUACAGUCGUCUGUGGCCCAGGAUUUCUCGAGUAAUGGAGAAAUUGGAGCAGUUAUUUGCGAAGUACAACAUAACCACCGUCGUGGUGAAUGGUAAACAGUAA